This is a messenger RNA of Caenorhabditis bovis, 1047 nucleotides long. NCBI's taxonomy places the organism in Eukaryota, Metazoa, Nematoda, Chromadorea, Rhabditida, Rhabditidae. The record is from the annotation of a GenBank genome assembly.
AUGGGCGAGUUUCUAUUCAAUAUUGACCACGGUUAUCUCGAGGCGCUCACACGUGGGCUCAAGGGCGGACUAUUGGCUCAAACCGAUUACGCCAAUUUGGUGCAAUGCGAAACCCUUGAGGACCUCAAAUUGCAUAUCCAAUCUACCGAUUAUGGUAACUUUUUGGCUAAUGAGCCGGGAGCAAUCACUGUUCAAGUGAUCGACGAAAAGCUCAAAGAGAAACUCGUCACCGAGUUUACUCAUCUUCGCAACAAUGCGUUGGAGCCCUUGGCGACAUUCUUGGAUUACAUCACGUACUCGUACAUGAUUGAUAACAUCAUUUUGCUGAUCACCGGAACUCUUCAUCAGCGCCCAAUCAGCGAGCUCAUCAACAAAUGCCAUCCAUUGGGAUCUUUCGAGCAAAUGGAGGCUAUUCAUAUCGCUUCAACUCCCGCUGAGUUGUACAACGCUGUGCUCGUUGACACACCACUUGCCAACUAUUUCGUCGAUUGCAUCAACGAGCAGGAUUUGGAUGAGAUGAACGUCGAGUUGAUCCGUAACACUCUCUACAAGGCUUACAUUGAGGACUUCUACGGAUUCUGCAAAAAUCUUGGCGGAAAAACCGCUGAAGUUAUGUGCGACAUCUUGGCUUUCGAGGCUGAUCGUCGCUCGAUCAUCAUCACCAUCAACUCGUUCGAUACUGAGCUCUCAAAGGAUGAUCGCCAGAAGUUGUACCCACGCUGCGGAAAAUUGUUCCCAGAUGGACUUUCGGGAUUGGCUCGUGCUGACGACUACGAACAGGUCAAACAAGUUUGCGAAUACUAUUCGGACUACAAGCCACUUUUCGAGAACAGUGGAAACGGAGCUGGAGAGAAGACUCUUGAGGACAAAUUCUUUGAGCAUGAGGUUAAGUUGAACGUUCAUUCGUACUUGCAUCAAUUCCACUUUGGUGUCUUCUACGCUUUCAUUAAACUCAAGGAACAAGAAAUGCGCAACAUCAUCUGGAUUGCUGAAUGCAUCUCGCAGCGACACCGCACCAAAAUCGAUAACUACAUCCCAAUUCUGUAA